This is a messenger RNA of Polyodon spathula (Mississippi paddlefish), 3369 nucleotides long. RefSeq names its product tumor necrosis factor receptor superfamily member 16-like. Gene Ontology annotation, cellular component: plasma membrane; cell surface. Lineage: Eukaryota; Metazoa; Chordata; Actinopteri; Acipenseriformes; Polyodontidae. The record is from RefSeq and is a predicted model, not a curated record. The coding region runs from base 54 to 1304 and encodes 416 amino acids. The transcript has 6 exons. Gene Ontology annotation, molecular function: nerve growth factor binding; death receptor activity; coreceptor activity. Gene Ontology annotation, biological process: Rho protein signal transduction.
CUCAUUAUUAUUAUUACACAUUAAUACUGUUUGAAGAAGUGACUUUAGUAAAAAUGGAAUUCGUGAUCUACCUAUUUGUUUUGCUGCUCGGAGCGGUGGGGGUGCUGACUGCUCAGGAGCCCUGUGAUUCCCAGCAGUACACUGCCAGCGGGCAGUGCUGUGAGGUGUGCCAGCCUGGGGAGGGCAUGGUGAAGAAGUGCGGGGAGCAGCAGACCGUGUGUGCCCCCUGCAUAGACAGUGAGUCCUUCUCAGAGAACUACAGUCCCACAGAGACCUGCAGGCCUUGCACUCAGUGUAAAGGCCUCCUGCGCAUGAAAGCACCAUGCACUGAAAGCGCCGAUGCAAUCUGUGUGUGUGACUACGGCUACUACAUGGACAAAGCGACUGGGGUCUGCCAGGCCUGUACACUGUGCCCACUUGGACACGGGGUCUGGAGGGAGUGCACCGAGGAGAUGGACACUGUGUGUGAGCUCUGCCCAGAGGGGACCUACUCCGACCAGGAGAGCAGCAUGGACCCCUGCCUGCCCUGCACCAUCUGUGAGGACGAGGAGUACGAGAUGGAGAGCUGCACGCUGACCUCCGAUUCCCUCUGCAAAGAACUGAACCCCAGGUUUUUCACCUCCACCCCCACGAUGGACAUGACAGACAGCACCUUGGGAGGAGGGAUCCCCAAAAUCACUCCCCCCACGGACACUGUGACCACCACAAACCCCAGCUCAACGCGCAUGGGCGGUGUUGGAAUGGACCAGAACCUCAUCCCCAUCUACUGCUCCAUCCUAGCAGCCGUGGUGCUGGGACUCGUGGCCUUCAUCGUGUUUAAGAAGUGGAACAGCUGCAAGCAGAACAAACAGGGAGCCAAUAACAGGACAGUGAACCAGACCCCAUCUCCGGAGGGAGAGAAACUGCAUAGCGACAGCGGAAUCUCUGUCGACAGCCAGAGUCUGCAGGAACAGCAACAACAGCAGCAGCAGCAGAGCCUGUCCCAGCCACCAGUGGUGAAGGUAGACGGCAACCUCUUUACCAUCCUUCCCCCUCACAAGCAAGAAGAAGUGGAGAACCUGCUCGCAGAGAAGAGCGCUGAAGAGGAUAUGGACUGGUGCAGCCUGGCCGGGCUACUGGGCUACCAGGAAGAGCACAUAGACACCUUCCGUCAAGAAGAGCACCCAGUGAAGGCCCUGCUCUCUGACUGGGGCUCCAAGGACUGUGCCACCCUGGAUGCCCUGUGCACCGCCCUACGCAAGAUAAAGAGAGACGACAUCGCUGAGAGCCUGAGUCCUGAGCCCACAGCGACCUCUGCGGUCUGAGGCUGGGACUGCGCUCCCCAGGACACACGGAGGAAGGAAGACAAGAAAGGGAGGGAGUGCUGUCUGAAGAAUUUCAGUUCAGACUUUUUUUUCCCCCCCCCCGUAGUGAGGGAUCUAAAAAAAAAAAAAAGAAGUGACGCGUUAAACGAAGAACUCAUGAAGAAUUUACGGAGGGAAUGUAGCCGGCCAACCCCCACUAACUCUUUAAGACUUUACUCAUGUGCACUGAGGCAUCUAUUUUCAGUAUUGUCCCACCUCCCCUUCCUCUUCCCCUACCAACAUUUUAGCCCCUCCUCCCUACGCGCACUCGUUAUGAUUACAUUAUGUAUGGAUUGGCUGUGCAAUGCAAACACAGUCAAAAGAAGAGGCACAUACCAAACACUUACACUGUGACGGUAUCCAACAUCGAGACAUACCAUCGAUUGACUGUGUGUGACCACUGGGGACAUUGUAAUCCCCCUAUUAUGUGCAAGAUUCCUGCAAAAUUAUGAAAAUCUGUGUAAACUGCAUAGCUAUUCUCUCUUCCUCAAUCCGGCUCCACACUUCUAAGCCGAGGUUUGGUUUAGGACUAGGUGGUGCUGGGUUUGAUUCUCAGCUUUGCUACUGGUUGAUUCACAGUGACCUCUGACUUGGCUACCUUAUUGCAUCUAGUGACAAAUUAAGAUCAUGGCUAGAUAUAUGACCAUGGCUAAGUAUACAUUGUAUAUCCUGUAAAAUAAAAGUAUGCCAUUGUAUGUAAAGUAAUCAUUUAGGAGUGGUCCUCAAGAGAAAAUGUCAGCGAAUGGCUGUUGAUGAGUGUGGUAUAAACCCUUGCUUAUCGCUGGGAUUUGUCCCCUAUUAGAAAUAUUCUUUGCAGAGCUCUAUAAACUGGUGUGAUCAGUUUUGUCCCAGUAUGGCAACUUUGUGCCAAACAGUCUGCGACUGCUUCUUUAGAUGGCUUUGUAAUGAAACUAUAAGCAGGUUGUAUGAAUAAGCAAUGUGUUCUAGUAUACAGUAGACAAGUUUCCCUACACAAGCAGGGUAGCAUUUACAAACUUGGCAAUUCUCGACAGUAUGGAUCCCAUUCAUGAAUGCAUUUCUUAUGGGAUGCUUGAAAACUCAAUGAACAUAAUUGAGGCUUUAAAAAAAAAAAUCUUCCAAGCCCCUAUUGCCAUGCUGUUGACUUUCCCUGACUCUGAUAAAGCACAAUUUCCUGCCCAACACUGAAAGCUGAUUUAAAAGCUUCCUCUGUGUUGCAGGUAAUAGGACCCCACCUCUUGACCCCAAGUCCUAUUCAGUGUAGCACAGGCAGUGAAGUGGUUGUGCCAUUGCUGGAUACAUGGGAGUGAAAUACAGUGAAAUUAAAGUAAAACAAAACGAUACACAGCAAAAUAAUCCCAUGCUUGAGAUACGAAAGGUAUUGUUAAAUAUAUAUUUUUAGUUUUUAUAAGGCAGUGGGUAGCGCGGCUAAUGUAUGUAAGUUAGACUCACCCAUGACAAUCUGCAAUAUAAGACGCACGCUGCCAAAUUGGCAGGCGCUUCAGUGAAAUAAUUUGCUAAUUUAGACAAUACUUGUAUUAAAGGGACACUGCUGUAUAUAGAUUUGAGAGGAAUAAGCUGUUAGUUUGAGUGAAAAGUGGGGAUUGCAGCCAACUCCUCCCCCUUCAGAAAAAAAAAAAAAAAAAAAACAUAUACUAUAAAUAAAAAAAUACUUGAAAUGGCUAAUUUACUUGAAUGUAUACUUUGACAUUAAAAAUAUUAAUUGAAGAAAUGAACAUCACUAAGAAGUACUUAUCAUUGUUGAAAUGUUCUGAGGUGUAAACAAUAGAAACGCUAAGUGAUUUGUUUUACUUGUAUCCAAAAACUACUAAUAUUUACUCUCUGUUAUUCAUUCUUUUAAGCUGCUUUAAGCGUUCGUUUUCUUUCCUUUGAGCAGAUAGGGCCUGUGUUUGCAACAAUGUGUGGUACAGAGCAGACAGUACCAGUAAAUUAUAAGUGGAAGGAUGUUCUACAUCAGGGAUGGAAAUUAAGACUCCUGCUGAACAGCAGUUUGAUCCAAUCUUGUUUUUACCAUGAGUUUAAUAAG